UCAAACUUUUUUUAUUAUUUCCGCCACUAUUCUUUUUCACCAUUUUUACAUUUCUCCCUUUAUUUUUGCAUGUCAUCCUCCAAUUUCUCUACUAAUAUUUUAUCAUGGGUUUUUAUUCAAAAAAUUAUUUUUUUUUCCAUUUUUAUUUCUUCAAAUAUCAAUUCUCCCUAGUGGCCUACAUUUUUUCUCAUUUUUUUUCGUUCUUAAUUCCCUCAAAAAAAUUUUUUUCCUCUUUUAUUAUUGCAAUUAUAUAUCAGUUGUAUAUGUUACUUUAUUUUUUACCCCCUCGAUUGACAAUUCAUUCAAUUUUUUUCUUUUUUUAUUUUUUUAUGAGUGAAUGA
This is a messenger RNA of Meloidogyne enterolobii, 341 nucleotides long. The record is from the annotation of a GenBank genome assembly. NCBI's taxonomy places the organism in Eukaryota, Metazoa, Nematoda, Chromadorea, Rhabditida, Meloidogynidae.